Megalops cyprinoides (Indo-Pacific tarpon) is the source of this 2994-nucleotide messenger RNA. It is a transcript of the gene sgms1, whose product is annotated as sphingomyelin synthase 1. The coding region runs from base 500 to 1717 and encodes 405 amino acids. NCBI's taxonomy places the organism in Eukaryota, Metazoa, Chordata, Actinopteri, Elopiformes, Megalopidae. Gene Ontology annotation, cellular component: endoplasmic reticulum membrane; Golgi membrane. The transcript has 6 exons. The record is from RefSeq and is a predicted model, not a curated record. Gene Ontology annotation, molecular function: protein binding; sphingomyelin synthase activity; ceramide cholinephosphotransferase activity. Gene Ontology annotation, biological process: sphingomyelin biosynthetic process; ceramide biosynthetic process.
UGCAAGCAGAUGAACCGUAGAAGUUAUGCGUAGAUGGUUGCUGGUAGCAUGCUAGGUUGCUAACUUAACUGUUCCGUCGGUUCAACGCGAACGGCAGCUUGAGUAGUUCUUGGAAAACGGUAGCAAAUCUGUGUUAUCAAUCGAUAAAUCUGACCACGUUAAGCCACGGAUCACCUGUUGGAUUUGAAGACGGCAUUUUUUGUUAUGCUGGGCACGAUGGACGGAAGGGACGCGGGAAGAAGCAUUUGGAAAUGAAGUAUUCCGUGUGAGAGGGACCAUAACACAACACUUGGGUGGAUAUACCUUUGGAAGAUCUGUGGUUUUGUCCUGACCUGAGCAUGACAGACCGGACCCUCCAGGUGUCUGUACCCAAUGUCUUUGACACGAGACAAGCAUGACCUGGGGAGGUGUUUGUUUUCCAUAGACCAAUCAGAUUGCACCUGCACUCCAUUGGACUCCCUUUCGCCCCCUUUCUGAGCCCGUCCCCCCCAAGACUGAGAUGAAGAAAGUGGCCCAGUGGUCCACAGAGGAAGUAUCCCAGUGGCUGACGGAGGAGGGCAUGCCGGAGUACUCAGAGUCUUUUCAGCACCUGAAUGGCCAGGACCUCCUGAAACUCACCAAGGCGGACUUCCAGAGCCCCCCGCUGUCCCUCGUCACCUCAGACGGCGGACGGCAGCUGCUGGACAAGAUUGAAACCCUGAGGAUCGAGCACCACAUCGAGGCGCACAAGAACGGGCACGCCAACGGACACGCGAUCGUGGCGGCCGACGGGGACGGCGGCGGCAAGGCCAAGAGGAACGGCGUGCUCAACGGCUUCCGCAAGGACGCCGUCCAGAUCCCCAUCCCCGAGCCAGAGCGCUCGCCCUACCCGGUAGAGUGGGGGAAGACCGCAAUUGCCUUCCUCUACGCAGUGUGCUGCUUUGUCUUCACCACCGUCAUGAUCUCCGUGGUCCAUGAGCGCGUGCCCUCCAUGGAGACCGACCCGCCACUGCCCGACAAGUUCUUUGACAUUUUCGACAGGGUCGAGUGGGCGUUCUCCAUAUGUGAGAUCAACGGCAUGUUGUUGGUGGCACUGUGGCUGCUGCAGUGGACACUCCUAAAGUACAAGUCCAUCGUUGGUCGGCGGUUCUUCUUCAUUGUUGGUACACUCUACCUGUACAGGUGUAUCACCAUGUACAUCACUACUCUCCCAGUACCAGGGAGGCACUUCAAGUGUGCUCCCAAGUUGUUUGGAGACUGGGAGGCCCAGAUGCGCAGAGUGCUGAAAAUGAUCGCGGGAGGUGGCCUGUCCAUCACAGGCUCUCACCACAUGUGCGGGGACUACCUGUACAGCGGCCACACCGUCAUGCUGACACUCACCUAUCUGUUUAUCAAAGAGUAUUCUCCAAAGAGGUUCUGGUGUUACCACUGGUUCUGCUGGAUCCUCAGCGCUGUAGGAAUCGUCUGCAUUCUGCUGGCACAUGACCACUACACUGUGGAUGUAGUUGUUGCAUACUAUAUCACUACACGCCUGUUCUGGUGGUACCACACCAUGGCCAACCAGCAGGCGCUUAAAGAAACAUCUCAAAGUAACUUUUUCUCAAGGGUGUGGUGGUACCGAUUUUUCCAGUACUUUGAACAGAACGUGCAAGGCAUCGUCCCGCGCAACUACGAGCUGCCGUUCUCCUGGAGGCCGCCGCGGUGGAGCCAGACGAAAUACACCCGGAUAGACACAUAGCGACCAGGGACGCCGCGACCGGGAGAGGGGACCCACAAAGACUGCCCAAAGUGCUACAAACCUAUCACAAGAAGAUGCCCUAAAGAACUCCUCGCUGUUCCUCCUUUAGCGGUCGUUUUUUUUGACGGGUCCCAGUCGGAAGGUGUCAGCACUGUGACUUGUGUUCUCCAAAGCAUUUCAUUUUGGAGCAGAUGAGAGCACAUGUUGUAAGCACUACUUUUACUGAUAGAGAUUUUGUAUUUUGCGAUUAGCAAGUGCUUCAUUGUAGAUCCGUCAAGCAUUUCAACUAUUUCCAUGUAACUAAAGCAUAGUUCUCUUUUUAAAUUGUAAGGAUCGUGUCGGUCUCAGCAGUGAGGCUCUAAGCCAUUUUCCCAGUGUAAAAGGUCUAUGUUCAAAGUAAGUUUGCAUCUAAGAGAAAAGUUAAAUGAUCUGGAGGAGUUUGACGCAGAAUUAAUUUAAAUUUUUUUUAAAAGACUAACAUUUUUGUAAAUGUCCUCGCUAAACAUGGCAAAGGUGCAAAAAGAUUUUUCUAAGUAUUUCACAGGUUUAUUUUUCAAACUAAUGCUAAAAAAGAAACAUUUAGAUUUUUACAUUUGAAAGCAAAGCAGACAGAGACAAAUCUAAAGUGUAUUUCAUGUUUUCUAGUGCCUUUCUCAUCUUGAUUGUACAGCCCUAUGGUGUGUUCAUGUAUGUAUUUGUUUAUUUUGACGACAGUGUAGUGUGCUAUAUGAUUAUUUUGGUUUGAACCACAGAGAGGGGGCAUCCUGUUGUGGAAGUGGUGACCAAAAGCCCAUAUAUUGAUGUAUGUAUGAAGGACGACAACCUCAAUGUUUUAUCCAUUUCCUGAAUGUAAGAAUUAUUUUAGUUUUAGAAAUGUCUUUCCAGGCCAAGUAAGCUUGAAAAAGUAAGUGAGAUGAAUCAUUAUUAUAUAUGACAUACAGCCAUUAUUUUAUUGUACAAUCAUUUCAAUGUGUUUUUUCCGUUUGUUUUAAAUCGCCAUAGCACUCCCCUUAUCCUUGUAUUUGUCUAUGCCAAACAGCUGUAUGGCUUGGGACUCACACCCGUAGGAAUCCCAGGUCAGUACAAUGGAAAGAGAAUUAGGGCGAAUUGCAGAGGUCCGGAUGGUGACAAAAAGAAUGUUCCCCCAACUCCCCCACUCCACCACUCCUCCGUUCUAUACCUCAUAGCUAACCUACAAGCCACCCAAUGGGAGAAGCUGCUGUCAGUGAUGUAACGGUUGGGAAAAUGAAUCCAAGUGAAAAUAAAUGAAAACCUUC